Molecule: messenger RNA, 743 nt
Organism: Marmota flaviventris (yellow-bellied marmot)
Lineage: Eukaryota; Metazoa; Chordata; Mammalia; Rodentia; Sciuridae
Source: RefSeq, a predicted model, not a curated record
AUGACCCAGAAAUCCAGUCAGGUACCCCUCUACCUGUGCACAGGCUCUGCCCUGGAAAUCGCCCUCAUUCGUCUCUUCCUGCUAUCAGCACUCAUCCUUCAGUCUUCUGGCCGGAGGGCCCGCGUGGCGGUCCAGUUCCGCAGCUACGUGUGGGACCCGUUGCUGAUCCUGUCGCAGAUCGUCCUCGUGCAGACUGUCUAUUACAGCUCGCUGGGCCUGUGGCUGGCGCUGGUGGACGCGCUAGUGCGAAGCAGCCUCUCGCUGGACCAGAUGUUCGACGCCGAGAUCCUGGGCUUUUCUACCCCUCCAGGCCAGCUGUCCAUGAUGUCCUUCAUCCUCAAGGCUCUCACCUGUGCCCUGGGCUUGCUGUACUUCAUCCGGCGAGGAAAAGAGUGUCUGGAUUUCACUGUCACUGUCCAUUUCUUUCACCUCCUGGGCUGCUGGUUCUACAGCUCCCGUUUCCCCUCGGCGCUGACCUGGUGGCUGGUCCAAGCCGUGUGCAUUGCACUCAUGGCUGUCAUCAGGGAGUACCUGUGCCUGCGGAUGGAGCUCAAGGAGCUCCCCCUCAACUCAGCCCCUAAAUCCAAUGUCUAGAAUUGGGCCCUUUGGACACUCUACUGGCACUUGGGCUCCCCAACUUGGGCUAAUCAGACCUUCUGGAUGAGGUCCAGCCCAGGUCUGAGAGGAAGCCUGGAAAUGUGAAGUCUCUGUUGGUGGAGAGAUAGUGAGGUCACGUCAAGAAG